UUGUUUGCUAUUUCUAGUUAUUCUCUGCAUGUCGGCUACUUCCCGGUGUCGACAACUGACUGUAAUUUAAUGAAUGUAAGGCUGCACCCACGUGGUUUGAUCGAGGAGACUGCAGAUUCUUUUGUUCAAAAUCAAUCAAAAACGAGGAAGACGGACAGAUAGGAGAGGAGCAUCAGAACCAGGAAAUUCUUCCGUCAGAUUUCUAGCGAACGUUAGCGAAAAAGAGACCGUAAAAGUUUUAGUUUCCACUCCAACUUUAGCUAGCCACCUGAGAAAGAGAAAAAGUUUUUCACCGUUAUUGUAUACUCGAGCUACAAUGCCACGCAAGAAGGUGACUGAUGCUUCAGGGAAUGGUGGGAUGAAGCGGAAGAGAGGUGGGGGCAGGAAGAAAGACAGAGAUUUCAGCAGCGACGACGAGUUUGAUGACUUUGAGCAGGAAAACACAAAGAAGCCCGGGAAACCCACCUCCAAGUCCGGUUUGCAGCCGGUCACUGUGGCCGACGACGUUAAAGAAAAGAUCAAACUUGAAGGCUCCAAGGUCAAAGGGCAGCUGCUGAUCUUCGGAGCCACAAACUGGGACCUGAUUGGAAGGAAAGAGGUGCCAAAGCAGCAAGCGGCCUACAGGAACCUGGGGCAGAACCUUUGGGGGCCGCACCGGUACGGCUGUCUGAGUGGUGUGCAGGUGAGCUGUGUGGUGUCAGGACCCUGUGCGGCUCACAGCCUCCUCAUCACUGCUGAGGGAAAGCUCUGGAGCUGGGGACGCAACGAGAAGGGUCAGCUGGGUCACGGGGACACCAAGCGCAUCGAGGCACCGAAGCUGGUGGAGGCCCUGGCUGAGGAGGUGAUCGUGGCAGGGGCGUGCGGGCGCAACCACACCCUGGCACUGACAGAGAACGGUACCGUCUACUCGUUUGGAGAGAACAAACUGGGCCAGCUCGGCCAUGGAAACCAGACGGAUGCAGUCCCAACCCCGGCGACAAUUCAGUACAACGGGCAGCCCCUGGUUAAGGUGGCAUGCGGGGCGGAGUUCAGCAUGGUGGUGGACUGCAAGGGCAACCUGUACUCCUUCGGCUGUCCCGAGUACGGCCAGCUGGGGCAUAACUCGGACGGGAAGUUCAUCGCCCGUGCCCAGCGCAUUGAGUUUGACUGCGAGCUGAUCCCACGCCGCGCUGCUAUCUUCAUUGAGAAGACCAAGGACGGCCAGGUGCUUCCUGUGCCCAACGUGGUGGUCAGGGACGUGGCCUGUGGCGGGAACCACACGCUGGUGUUGGACUCUCAGAAGCGGGUGUUCUCCUGGGGAUUUGGGGGUUACGGGCGACUGGGUCACACAGAGCAGAAGGAUGAGAUGGUGCCCCGCCUGGUCAAGCUCUUUGACUUCCCUGGUCGUGGGGCAUCCCAGAUCUACUGUGGGUACCAGUGCUCCUUCGCAGUCAGUGAGAUGGGAGGGCUCUUUUUCUGGGGCGUGACCAACACCUCUCGGGAGUCUACCAUGUAUCCCAAGGCUGUGCAGGAUCUUUGUGGCUGGAAGAUUCGGAGCCUGGCCUGUGGGAAGAGCAGUAUUAUCAUCGCUGCAGAUGAGAGCACCAUCAGCUGGGGCCCCUCCCCCACCUUCGGAGAGCUGGGAUACGGCGAUAACAAGCCCAAAUCCUCCACCACUCCCCAGGAGGUGAAGACCCUGGAUGGUAUUUACUCUGAGCAGGUGGUGAUGGGAUACUCACACACCCUGAUCAUUGCUCGUCAGGAGACGGAGCAGGAGCAGGAGAGGCUGAAGAAGCUGCCAGAGUACAACCCCCGCAUGCUCUGAUUGGCUGCCAGUCCUUGACCUUUUCACCUCUCUUUCCAAGAGGCAACUGAUUUCCAUUACAGAAUGCACUUGUCCUCUAGGUCACCUGUGUAGUCACGGUGGUGGUGUGGGAGGGGAGAGCGGUAAAUAAGAUGAGGACACAAGCAUACUACAGCUUUAGAAAUAAGAAAAAAGCAACACACUUCACAUGUUAACACUUCAAUUUGGAUGAGCUCACCUGUGAAAACAGGCCGCCAAUCAAACUGGAGCCACCGUCGGGUGAACGGCUCCUCUCCUCUCCCACCUCUGUCACGACAGAAACUCUGGCCACAGGUUCGCUCAAGCCUCCCUUGAAUCGCAGAUCUCCUCCUUCCAUCCUUGAAGAUUUCAGCCCAAGGGUUCCAUGUUUUGUAUGUUCUUAGUUUUCCUUUUUAUGUGGGCCAUGUGACCUGAUCCAUGUCCAUUCUUUCCAAACAAUGGGUGCUAUAAGGCGUCAGUACAGCCGACGCCGCUGGGCAAAUCUAACGAGCAGGUGGAGGGAUGGCUCCAAGCCCCAACACUCCAUAUUUGUGCCUUUUGUUUUUUUAAAGUGACGUAUUCGAGGAUGAGGCUGUGCUUUGUUGUCACAGAGAAAUCGAUAUUUGUUGUUUCUGUGUAAUCUUAAUAUGUGUGUUCCUGUAACAGUGUUUCUGUGCUCACGGUUUUGCUCUAUGUCCACGCUGUCAGUUUUGUUUAAUACAGACAGGUGGCGAGAGGCAGAUUUUUCAGGGCUAUUCAAUCUUUGCGAAUUGUGGUUUGAUCUCCAUUUUAGCCUGUGAAUUCAUGUAAGUAUUACUUCUUUCAGUUUGUAACACAUGGUCUCAAUUGCUGCAGAAGUGAACAAAAAAACCUACGGAAAAAAGUGCUCCUGAAUUAAGGGACAAACUGCAAAGCAGGAAGUGUGAGUAGGCUUCUGCCUGUUGCCAUUUUGCAAAACCUGUUACAUUCCUAUUACUACUUUUUUUUUUCCUUAAUUGUUCCUUGAAUGGGUUGAUUUUUGUGUGCAGAGAGGCUGCAGGAUGUUGAGCACAGCUGUCCAGGUCUUCAAGAUCAAAAUGACAGACAUUUUUAAAAGACAUCUUGUGUUAACAUUAAUUAUGUGUACCAGUUAAUGACGUCUUCUCCCAAAAUUGAUUAUCAGUUUGUAUUGGCAGGGUAUGUUCCAUGGAGUCAGUUGGCCUGUUUCUUGUUCUGGGUUUAUGGAUUUUUUUGUACUUUUUUGACUGUUUUUUUUUCAUGGAAAUGUUAAUUAAAGGUUCACGUAAGUUGGUUGUGUAUUUUUUCUCUCUCUGUAUGGGGAAAAAUUGGUAAUGAAAAGAUU
This is a messenger RNA of Megalops cyprinoides (Indo-Pacific tarpon), 3143 nucleotides long. RefSeq names its product regulator of chromosome condensation 2 (gene rcc2). The record is from RefSeq and is a predicted model, not a curated record. Lineage: Eukaryota; Metazoa; Chordata; Actinopteri; Elopiformes; Megalopidae. Bases 317 to 1804 code for a protein of 495 amino acids. The transcript is spliced from 13 exons.